Messenger RNA from Columba livia (rock pigeon), 2678 nucleotides. RefSeq names its product cyclin G1 (gene CCNG1). Gene Ontology annotation, cellular component: cytoplasm; nucleus; cyclin-dependent protein kinase holoenzyme complex. NCBI's taxonomy places the organism in Eukaryota, Metazoa, Chordata, Aves, Columbiformes, Columbidae. Bases 257 to 1144 code for a protein of 295 amino acids. Gene Ontology annotation, biological process: mitotic cell cycle phase transition; regulation of cyclin-dependent protein serine/threonine kinase activity. The record is from RefSeq and is a predicted model, not a curated record. The transcript has 7 exons. Gene Ontology annotation, molecular function: cyclin-dependent protein serine/threonine kinase regulator activity.
AGCUGCGGUUCGUGAUUGGUCUGCCAGAAAGUCUAUCACCCCCCUCAGCCCCGCCCCCCCAGGCAGGCGCAGCGGAGCGCGGGGAAGGUGAGGGACGGGCGGCGGUUCCUGGAUGGCGGUACCGUGGUGGUCGCUGGUGCCCGAGGAGCGGGGCAGCGCUUCGGUGUGAGCCCUCGGCGGUGCUGUGGCUGUCGCUGCGGGGCACAUCGGCUGGGGCCCUUCUUACGAGAGAAGGGAGCGAGGCAACAGCGACAAAAUGAUUGAAACACUUGUAACUACGGAGGCCCAGGAACUGCUGUACCAGCUCACAGCCCUGUUGGAACAGGAGUUAAGAUGUCAGCCAAAGGCCUCUGGCCUGAGACUCAUUGAAUCUGCUCACGAUAAUGGCCUCAGAAUGACUGCAAGGCUGCGAGACUUUGAAGUGAAAGAUCUCCUCAGCUUAACUCAGUUCUUUGGCUUCCAUACAGAGACAUUUUCACUAGCUGUGAAUUUCUUAGAUAGGUUCUUGUCAAAAAUGAAGGUACAGCCUAAACACUUGGGCUGUGUUGGACUCAGCUGCUUCUACUUGGCUGUGAAGGCAUCAGAAGAAGAGAGAAAUGUUCCCUUAGCCACCGACUUAAUUCGAAUAAGCCAGUAUAGGUUCACUGUUUCUGAUAUGAUGAGAAUGGAGAAAAUAGUGUUGGAGAAGCUGUGUUGGAAAGUCAAAGCUACAACAGCCUUCCAGUUUCUACAACUAUAUCAUUCACUCAUUCAUGAAAAUUUAAGCAGUGAAAGGAGAAAAUACCUUAAUUUUGAGAGACUUGAGACGCAGCUUAAGGCAUGUCACUGCAGAAUCAUGUUUUCUAAAGCCAAGCCUUCUGUCUUGGCACUGUCUAUUGUGGCACUAGAAAUAGAAGAACAAAAACUACUGGAGUUGGCUGAGGCAUUGGAAUUUCUGCAGUUGCAUUCCAAGAUAAAUAACAGAGAUUUGACCUUCUGGAAGGAACUGGUGUUAAAGUGCCUUACAGAAUAUUCCUCAAGCAAGUGUUCCAAACCAAAUGUCCAGAAACUAAAAUGGAUUGUGUCUGGACGUACAGCACGGCAGCUUAAACAUAGCUACUACAGAAUAACACAUCUCCCUACAAUUCCAGAGACCAGCUCAUAAUAGUGCUACUAUAAAAUAAGGAGAGAACCAUUCCGUGACCUUGUCAACAGACACGUGAAUAUUUGAGAAACAAAGUCUGAAACAUGGUCUUAAUAAUGAAGAACUCAACCCAUGGAAAAAAAUAUGUAACAUUUCAGACUAAAUAUCCUUCCAGCAAAUAAGUUAUUUUCAUGAUGACCACAACAAUACUUAGUGUCAGUUUUCAGUCUUAUUAGACUGGUUACUGUUCAGUGAAAUACCACAAUACCAAUAUAAGGAAUUUAAACACUUUGUAGAGCAGCCUGUGCAGUCUAAGCUUGGCUUAAUAUAACUGCAGGUGCUGAGUUAUAUAAUUUUUAAAAUCUGGUUUGCGUUCCAAAGAUUAUCUGACACAAGGAUAACAUCGUGUGCAGUAGCACAGUGCUGCAGUGGCUCAAUCAAGCUAAAGACAUUGAUGACAAUAGCAAAUGCCUGUCAGUCCACCUGACACGCUGUUUGGGCAGCGUCAUGCGUCUGCACGUUCCUCUUGGGCAGGGCAGACACACAUUGCAAACCAGGCUCUGUGAUACUCACUGAACAUGUCAAGUAGCUAGAGCAGGAGAAAAGACAAAACUUAUUUCAUUGCCCUGUAAAAGGUAGUCACUAACACAGCAUCAGUAACUCCAGUAUUUUGUAAGUGGUGUAGUUUAGUGACAUUACAAAUUAUUUAAUAGAGUGUAAAAACUUCAUGAUAUCUAAUGAAGGUUGCAGGAGAGUACUGGGUCACCUGCCCCAAAUAUGAUGUCAGUUUUCCAAGGUGUAACUGUACAAGGGGUAAAUGCUGCUGCUGAACAGGUGCCUUUUUACAGGCACAGUAGGAGCAGGGCUGAAGGCACAUCUUGGCCUGUAUGUGGGAGCAAUCUGAGAAACAUUGAAGAUUGCUUCAACUCUGAUCUCUUUCAGGGUAAGAUUCACAAAAUACAACUGUUCUUUCUGAAGACCAGAUCAGUACUUGAGGCAUAUCAGGCUUCUGGUGCUAACAAGGAAGUGAAGAAGAAGAACGUAUUGUUGUAUGUAAGAUGAAUAGAGGUGUUGGGGGAAUGUUGCUGAUGUCCUCUUUAGUCCUGCAUCACUGUGGAGCAGAGGCUGUUAGCGAUAGGAUGUUUGUAACUGAUGGCCAUAUGAACCGACCUGGUGGAGGAGGAGAGAUCAGAAUGUUCUGAAUACAGUGUGGGCUUAGAUGUUAGUGAGCCAAACCUUCCUCCUUUAUGGUCAGAGCUAAGGGGGAAACCACUCUUUGCAUAUCUCAAACUAGAUAAAUCUUUCACAGGAGACUUCAUACCAAAGCUCUAUGCCGGACAAAUCAAGCCUUCUCAUGAACUCAUGGGUGUGAUUGCACCGCGUGACAUAAUCGGCCAGUGCUAGCUGUGCAUUCUGCUGGCCUCUGAAAAGCAUACAAGUAAUUCAGAUCAAGGUGUGGUCAGCCUGCUGGGAGAGAUGGAGAAGAUGCAAUGUGCAAUUGUCAUGUGUCAAGAUAUGUACCUUUCAAUUAAACAUUGAAAUGUGCUUAACUGAG